Messenger RNA from Stegostoma tigrinum, 4016 nucleotides. RefSeq names its product piwi-like RNA-mediated gene silencing 2 (gene piwil2). Gene Ontology annotation, cellular component: P granule. NCBI's taxonomy places the organism in Eukaryota, Metazoa, Chordata, Chondrichthyes, Orectolobiformes, Stegostomatidae. The transcript has 20 exons. Gene Ontology annotation, molecular function: piRNA binding; protein binding. Gene Ontology annotation, biological process: regulatory ncRNA-mediated gene silencing. The coding region runs from base 469 to 2616 and encodes 715 amino acids. The record is from RefSeq and is a predicted model, not a curated record.
GGACUAUUAGGUAGAGGAAUAAGCAGCAACCUAUUUGGAGUGUUGAAACAUGAUGCAGCUCAGGCAGUUGGAGAUGCCUUUGCAGAAAAGGCAUCAAUACCGUACAGUUCUGAGCAACCCAGUUUUAGGGUUAAAGGGACAGCUAUUGAGCAUCCAUGCUCCAACGUUGAAGAACUGGCAGCUGAAGUGAAGGGAUUGCAGUUAGGACGAGCAUUGCUGGGAAGGAGCAGAGCUUUCCAUCAUUCGCCAAUCCUUUCACCCGGAGCCAGGAGAUUUACUCUCAGCAAGGCUGUCGCUGGAACACUAGAGAAGGGGAGUCAAGGGGAGCCAGCCUUGAAGAAGGGGUCAUCAGGAACAUCUAUACCUCUGGCAGUAAACCUUACCAAAAUACAUUGUCAAAAUGAGGCAGUUUAUCAGUACCACGUCACCUUCAGUCCUAAUAUAGAAUGUCGCAAUAUUCGCUAUGGAAUGUUGAAGGAGCAUCAGCCGGUUACCGGCAAAACUACGGCUUUUGAUGGCAGCAUCCUCUAUCUGCCUGUCAGACUGCCUGAGGUGGUGGCUCUGAAAUCACAAAGAAAAACUGAUGGCAUGGAAGUGGACAUCAAGAUUCAAUUGACCAAGAUUCUCCAACCAAACUCUGACCUCUGCAUCUCCUACUAUAAUGUGGUAUUAAGAAGAGCUAUGAGGCUUUUGGAAUUAAAAUUAGUCGGACGAAAUUUCUAUGACCCAACAAGCGCGAUUGUUCUUCCUCAGUACAGGUUGCAGAUAUGGCCAGGAUACUCUGCAAGCAUUCGAAGAACAGAUGGAGGAUUAAUGUUACUUGUUGAUGUGUCCCAUAAAGUAAUUCGCAAUGACUCUGUCAUUGAUAUUAUGCAGGCUAUAUACCAAAAGAGCAGUGAAAAUUUCCAGGAUGACUGUACAAAGCAGUUAGUGGGCAGCAUUAUCAUGACCAAGUAUAAUAAUCGCACGUACCGCAUUGAUGACAUAGACUGGGACAAAGCGCCAACAAGCUACUUCCAGAUGGCAAAUGGCAGAGAGAUUACCUUCUGUGACUACUACAGUCAAGCCUAUGGGAUUACCAUUCAGGAUUUGAACCAGCCUCUCCUUGUAUAUCGACCUAAACAGAAGUAUGGACCACAGGGACAGCCUAUCCACAGUGAGAUUCUCCUUGUACCUGAGCUGUCUUUCAUGACUGGGAUCCCUGAUCAGAUGAGGAAGGAUUUCCGUGCAAUGAGGGACCUGGCUGUGCAGAUCAACCUGACUCCAGAACAACACCAUAUGGCUUUACGAAAGUUGCUGAACAACAUCAAGAAAAAUGCCAUUGUCCAAGAAGAACUGGCACACUGGGGGCUUAUCAUAGAUGAAGAUAUUUAUAAGACGGAAGGAAGAAUCUUACCUCCAGAAAAGAUCAUAGUACGGUACAAAUCGUUUCCAAGUGGGACUGAUGUUAACUGGUCGAGAGAGGUUGCACGAGAGAAAGUGAUAUCAGCGGCCAUGCUACACUGCUGGGCUCUCUUGUACACCAAGCAGAGUGCAACACAUGCCAAGGAUCUAGUCAGCUUCAUGUCAAAGGUGGCAGAACCCAUUGGAAUGACAUUCCAGCAGCCUGCAUACAUCGAGCUGAAGGACGAUCGCACCCAGACUUAUGUCCGAACUCUCCAAUCCUACCUGGGGAGUAAUGGUUCAGUGAAGCUUGUGGUAUGCAUAGUGACAGGCAACCGUGAAGACCUGUAUCAUGCCAUUAAGAAACUCUGCUGUGUGCAAUCUCCUGUCUCCUCACAGGUGAUUAAUGUGAGGACAGUCUCUCAGACUGUUAGGAUGAGAAGCAUCUGUCAAAAGAUCCUGCUGCAGAUAAAUUGCAAAUUGGGUGGAGAGCUAUGGGGUGUGGACAUACCGCUGAAACAGCUGAUGGUGAUAGGAAUGGAUGUGUACCACGACCCUGUCAGGGGGAAGCAGUCUGUUGUUGGAUUUGUUGCCAGCAUGAAUAAGGCAAUGACCAAGUGGUUUUCGAAGGUUGCAUUUCAGUUGCCCAAUCAGGAAAUCAUUGAUGGAUUAAAGAUUUGCAUGGUGGCAUCCCUGAAAAAGUACUAUGAGAUAAACCACUGUCUCCCUGAGAAGAUUGCUGUGUACCGCGAUGGAGUGUCUGAUGGCCAGCUCAACACUGUGACAGACUAUGAGCUUCCUCAGCUCCUAAAGUGCUUUGAGGUGUUCAGUGACUAUCACCCAAAAAUGAUGGUGAUAGUGGUGCAGAAGAGGAUCAGCACUAACCUGUAUGCAAAGGCAGCAUCGGGCAGGCUUGAGGUGCCACCACCUGGAACUGUGAUGGACCAUACUGUCACCAGCAGGGAAUGGACUGACUUCUUCCUGUUAGCCCAUACUAUUCGUCAAGGCUGUGGAAUCCCAACACACUAUAUCUGUGUGUACAACAGUCUCAAGCUCAGCCCUGACCACAUGCAGAGGCUCACCUUCAAACUCUGUCACUUGUACUGGAACUGGUCAGGCACAAUCCGUGUGCCUGCACCCUGCAAGUAUGCCCACAAACUGGCAUUUCUCUGUGGCCAGUCUCUGCACCAGGAGCCAGCUGCCCUUCUCUCCGAACUACUCUUCUAUCUAUGAGGCUGUCAGGAAAUGCCUUUUCAGACCCAGACAGGAAAAACUAUGGGCAUAGUGGCUGGGUAAGGGACCAUUGGAAGUGAGAGUGGCUUUCCAGGGAGAUCUUCUCAAAAUGGGAGCCCUUAUCACAAUUGGGCAGAUUUAUUUCCCCUGAGACUUUAAUUAUUACAACAACAGAGGAAUUCUCUUAUUGAAGCAUUUUUUUGGUUUGUUUUCCAAGUGACGUGUCAUUAACAUGCAGUGAGCUGCUGAAACAAGCAAAACUACAAAUGGCUAGGGCUGAUUUGAUUUGUACGUUUUGUUCAGUGUAUUAUUUAAUUUGUUUUAUGAGUUUGUACCUUUCAAACCAAGUGCUGGCAAUGACCCAUUUCUCCCAUACCCUGACCUUUCAGGAAAUUUCUUAUGUGGGCUUGACACAGAAUAAUGUGGCUUGUAUCAUUGUGCACUUGAUAUUUUGUUUUGAGAGAGGUUAUGUAAUUUGAAGACACAGUAGAGUAGCUUUAAUCAAAUUCUGGUUGAAAGAUGGAUCAAAGAAGGUGCGAAUGGAAAUAGAAGAAUUGAUUCCAAAUAGUUACCAUGUUCUGAAUAAAUGUUCGUGAUUGCCCAAUUCCACUAAUGGCUGCAGUUUCAGAACUGAGAGUCACCACUGUAAUUUGAUGGGGUAUCAUCUUUGCCCUAUGAAACUCUUCUAUUGAGGAGCAAAGAGCAUUCUGUUUAACAACAAUAAAAACAGAAAAUGUUUGUGACAUCCAGUAUGUCUGGUAGUACCUGCAUCUCUCCAGAGACUCAACUUUUCAGAACAACUUUCCUCUUUGUAGAUGAUUCCUGUUCAGCAGUUUAUUUUUAUCUGACCUGCAGGACAAGCAUACAGUAGUCCACCUAGCCUGUCUCUCUCAACCCUGAUAGUCCGUAGUAAAGACAGUCACCAGUCUGGAAGUCAUGGAUCUCCCUGGAAGGGCAAUACAAGAAAACCCCAGGUCAAUGCACGAAAAGAAAAAUUCUACUCUUUCCUCCUUUGAUUGGAUCCAGUUGACAUUAUUGUGACUUUGAUUAAUGCGAUUCAACACCUACUCCAGUGCAAGUUGACCUCCAGCCCAACUGAAGGAAUCCAGUUAGCUAGUAUUCACACAAUGAAGCAAAGUUUCACUAUUCUAAUGAAAAGGAGAACCUAAAGGUCCGAGUCAUUCCUGUUUUAAUUUAAUUCAGUGGAGAUAUUUAUUGCAGCCAGAUUGAUGUGAAAGAGACAGGUUAUUUGGGCCAAAUAGGUUUUCUGUACUUCUGACAUGAAAAGUUCCAAAGCUGCUGCAUGAGAGCUACUUAUUGAAAAACUCAGCAAAAAAAGGCAAAAUUUCAUUCCCAUUUCCUCGACCUGUUGUUGAGUCUUCAGAGGAGUUUUCUGUUUU